This is a messenger RNA of Pseudomyrmex gracilis, 2091 nucleotides long. RefSeq lists its product as uncharacterized. Bases 1306 to 1821 code for a protein of 171 amino acids. The record is from RefSeq and is a predicted model, not a curated record. The transcript has 11 exons. Lineage: Eukaryota; Metazoa; Arthropoda; Insecta; Hymenoptera; Formicidae.
UAGCCUGCCAAAACUUUCAUCACUGCUGUAAGGGCCGGCUGUUCUAUCUUCCGAUAAAUCUCACUCGACAGGUGAAACAACCGGCCCUAGGAGAUGGACAAACACUGUAACUACUAAACUAUCAAUAUGCUUAAUAGCAUUGGAAAUGUUGAACGAAAGCAGUGAUAGUUUGUCUGAAGAAGAAGAACAAAUAGAAUUAUCACCAAUGCAAGCAGUUCGUCCACGUAUUAAAAAUUAUAUGGACACAGUUAAGGAAUAUUCAGAUGCGGAGUUUAAAAGCCAUUUUCGCAAUCUGAUAGAUAUGAACAAUGCACAUUUCCUCCCGACGUACAACUUUUAGUAUCACUAUGGACUAUGGCAACACCUGAUUCAUAUAGAUUAGUGUGUGAUCGAUUUAAUAUUGGACGAGCAACUGCUUGGCGUGUUAAUAGAAGAGUCUGUGCAGCGAUUUAUUCUUUAGCACUCCAAUUCAUUAAAUGGCCAAAUGAAGAAGAAGCGGAAUAUACAUAGACGGAUAUUCAAAUCAAACACAAGUUUUCAAAAGUAAUCGAUGCCAUAGACGGUACGUUCGACGGUAUGUACACAUUCGUAUACAUAAACCAAAGAAACACGCAGAAAGUUAUAUAAAUCGAAAAGGACAUUAUUCAAUAUAGUUGCAAGUAUAUGAUUCCACUUUGAAAUUUAUUCAUUGUUACGCAAGACAACCCGGAUCUCUGCACAAUAUGUGCGUAUUUCGACUAAGUAGUAUCCAAUCCAUAUGCACAGAACACUAUUGCCCAAGAGAUAGUCAUCUGAUAGCUGAUGCUGCGUAUGCCGUGCAAAAACAUAUGAUGAUACGUUUUAAGAACAAUGGUCAUUUGACAGAAGCACAAAUUAAUUUUAAUCAACGUCUGUUCGGCUCGUGCAAUGAUUGAAAGAGCCAUUUACUGAAAGGACGGAUUCGUAGUGUCUUGGAUAAAUUAUACAUGAAACGGACGGAUCUCAUAUCCCAAUACAUUAUUACGUGUUGUGUGCUGCACAAUAUUUGUAUAUUACAUAAUGAUCUUAUAGAUGAUAGUGUAAAUAUAGAUGAUAUUGAAACAGACAAUAUUCCUAUGAGUGCACAUAAUGAAAUAAAUGCUUACACUAAAGAAGAAGACAUCCAAAAAGAAAUACCUUAACAUAUAUGCUGAGCCAGCGAGUGUAAAAAGACAUGUACUGCCAGUACUGGCACUGUAUAUCGGAACACACCUGAUUGGACAGAGAGAAAAGGUGCCCAGUGACGUCACGAGUUUGCGACUCUUUUCCUGAGAAGCUUUCUACUCUAUGACAGCCCGAUACAUGCUUAUUCGCGGAUCUUUGUUAAUUAAGAUCUCGGAUGAUGGAAGUGAAAGCAGUCAAUUAUCUUCAGAAAGAAGCUCAGCAAGCAGCACAUUUUGCAACUUAGAAAAAGAUUAUGCAAGGAUAACACAUGAGAUGAAGUCUAACGAGGCUUUAGCUUGCUUUGAAGCUGAAUAUGCGAGACUUUACGAAUUUUUGUAUAAAACUCACAGAAAUGAAAAGGAAUUAUCGGAGCAGUGCAGUAUGCUAAAGGAAGAAAUUAUGGAGAAAACAUACAAAAUAUAUGAAUUGACGAAAAUGACAAAAAGUCAUGAAGACGAGAUAAUCAAAUUAAAAGAAGAAGUUGUAAAUAUGACAAAGCUGGCUGAUGCUGCACAUACUCGCGAGCAAAAUGCACAGGAAGUAAUCGAAAAUCUGCGACUUAAUAUCACAAAAUUGAGUCUGGAGAUUGAUCAAAAGAAUAAACAGUUAGCAGCAGAAAAAGAGUGGAAGCGAGCCUAGACCACUUGAGGCAAAACAACUAGACAGCUGGUUAAAAAAGGACAAGGGUGCGAGAAUAUUGAUUGGAUUAACAGUCGAAGAAAACAUUAUCAAUCUCAUCAUGGGGUGUGAUUCUGCAAACGAAAUGUGGGAAACAAUUCUUGGACUCUAUGAGAAGAAAUCGAGUCAACGAAUCGAUGCCGCGAGGAGGGACGUCGAGAAGAUAUCUCAAUCUUUGUAGUAACACCGUAGUUUUUAUUUGAAAUAAUUACACGUUUUCUACACAACUUA